This is a messenger RNA of Physcomitrium patens, 4134 nucleotides long. Its product is annotated as 4-alpha-glucanotransferase DPE2. The record is from RefSeq and is a predicted model, not a curated record. Gene Ontology annotation, molecular function: 4-alpha-glucanotransferase activity; starch binding. Gene Ontology annotation, biological process: carbohydrate metabolic process. Lineage: Eukaryota; Viridiplantae; Streptophyta; Bryopsida; Funariales; Funariaceae.
CCUUUCUAGUAUAUAGCCCCUUCGUCAUGUCCUCUACAACCUUCUUGCUUUCUGGACUAUUCCGGGUCUUCUCUGCAACACUUCCUCCCUCACACAACUCUCCUCCACCUGGAGCGCUUUCCCUCCUAUCUCCUGCGCAGGUCUUCCAUUGAGGAUACCAUUGUCGUGUUUCACGCAUUGUUCUGUUGAGGACAUUAUGCUCCUCAUCCCCCCCUCACCGUCAAUGUAUUGAAAUUGAGAGAGACCGCCGUCGCAGCGUUUUUUUUUUUUCCCUUCUUCCCCUGUCUUCCUUCCUUCCUUUCUUGUGUUGGUUACACUGCUGGACUAGGCAGAAUAUAGUAGUUGUGUAUGUGUGAGGUCUGCUUGAAUACGUUCGUGGAGUUGUGCGGCAGUAUUUGUUAGCGUUUCCCAUCUUGUUCGUUGCGCUGUAGGAGGGUGCUCGUUAAUGAAUCUUAUUAUUACGCUAGCCACACGAGUGCCGUUUACCCGCGGUUGCUGCAUCCAAGGGCAUCAAUUGUGCAUACACUGCUUUUCAUAGUGUACUCCCUUGGGUUGGUCAAUACAUUUGGCACCCUGCUCCGUCAUAUUGCUUCCCUCUCCCUUGUAGUAUAGAUUUCAAUCUGUUUGUGGAGAAGCGUUCAGUGCGUAUUUUGAACAUGGGAAGCGGCGGGGAUCUAGGUGGACGAACAAACAGUUUGCGUAGACUUAAGAGAUUGAAUAUCCUAUUCAAACUUCCAUACAAUACUCAAUGGGGCCAAAAUCUUAUGAUUAUUGGAUCGGAUGCAUUACUAGGAGCCUGGGUUGUGGAGAAGGGGCAAAGAUUGAUGCCUCGUCAGGAAGGAGACGUUCUCGUAUGGGAGGUUUCGAUCUCAGUAUCAGAGCGUUUUGAGACAGAAUAUAACUACGUCGUCGUGGAUGAUAGAUUCCGUGGGUUGAGGCGAGAGUCUGGAGCACGGAGAGUGCUCAGUUUGCCGGAGGGAUUGUCUAAUGGAGCAACAGUAGAAGUCCACGAUCUGUGGCAGGAUUCUCCCGAGACGCUCUUCACAAAGGAAGCAUAUAGGAAAGUUCUGUUCGGAGAUGAGGCUUGCAAAUCCACACAUAUUGAGGGGGAACUCAGCAAGGAUCCCACGCAAUGCUUUACUAAUGUUCCGCUCAAUCCGUCAGAAGCUGUAGUCGUCCAAUUCAAGAUAGCGAACUCAGUUCUGCAUCCUGACCAAGCGGUUUUCGUCAUAGGCAGUUCUUCGGAAUUGGGUCAAUGGAACAAUGAGGCUGCGAUUGCUUUAUCAAACACUGUUGGCUACAGUUGGGAAUGUUUGGUGUCGAUUUCGAGAACGGAGUUCCCUGUGUCGUACAAGUACAUACUGAAGAACAGUAGCGGAGUAGUUACGUAUGAAAAUGAUGAAAAUCGAGUGCUAUCAUUAAGUUUAUCCGCAAAGAAGUCUAGCUCUGUGCUUAUUGCAGCUGAUGGAAGCUUCAGAUCCAAGCCAUGGAGAGGGGCAGGUGUUGCAAUACCGGUGUUUGCUAUUCGAUCGACGGAAAGUGUGGGUGCCGGAGAGUUUUUGGAUCUUAAAUUGAUGGUUGAUAUGGCAGUUAAGACAGGAAUGCGUCUAGUCCAAUUAUUGCCCGUUAAUGACACUUCAGUCAACAUGAUGUGGUGGGACUCAUAUCCGUACAGCUCAUUGUCUGUAUUUGCAUUGCAUCCACUGUACCUUCGGCUUCAAGCGCUCUCAAACAAGCUCCCAAAUGAUAUCAAGGAGGACAUUGAGAAUUACAGGAAACAGUUGGAUAUGAAGGAGGUUGAUUAUGAGGCAACUUUGGCUGCAAAGUUAUCCAUAGCCAAAAGAGUUUAUAAUCUGGAGAAGGAUCUAGUUUUUAAUUCAGCAUUGUUCAAGAAGUACUUUGAUGAAAAUAAGGGUUGGCUGCAACCUUAUGCUGCAUUUUGCUUUUUGCGUAACCUUUUUGGCACUUCAGAUCACUCUCAAUGGGGUUUGUAUGGUGAUUUUACACAGGAGAAGUUAGAUAAACUCGUCUCACCAAUGGGGGACUAUUACGAUGCUGUUGCCUUCAGUUAUUACCUCCAAUUUCAUCUGCAUUCGCAACUCGCAGAAGUAAGAGAUUAUGCUAUGAAGAAGCAUGUAGUGCUCAAAGGAGAUUUACCUAUUGGCGUAGAUCGUAACAGUGUAGAUACCUGGCAAUUUCCCAGCCUCUUCCGGAUGACUGCAUCUACUGGUGCUCCACCAGAUUAUUUUGACAUGAACGGGCAGAAUUGGGGAUUUCCGACCUACGUCUGGGAGGAAAUGGCCAAGGACAACUACGGCUGGUGGAGAGCUCGACUUUCUCAGAUGGCGAAAUACUUCAGUGCCUACAGGAUAGAUCAUGUUUUGGGGUUCUUCCGUAUUUGGGAGAUGCCUGAUCAUGCCGUAACUGGACUUAUGGGAAGAUUUAGGCCAUCCAUUCCUCUCAGCACAGAGGAAUUGGAGAGAGAAGGUAUAUGGGAUUUCCAGCGAUUGAGUACACCGUACGUGCGUUGUCAUAUUCUUCAAGGGAAAUUCGGGGAUAGAUGGACAGAAGUAGCAGAAAAUUACUUCGAUGAGUUCGAACACUUGUGCUAUCAAUUCAAAGAGGAAUAUAAUACCGAGAAGAAGAUCAUUUCAGCAACGACGUUGAAAGAUAAUGCGUCGUCAUUUGCAAUUCAAGAGGCCGAGGCCGAUCGAACCCGACUCUUUGAUCUCCUACAUGAAGUUAUCCUUAUGCGAGAUAGAGAUGAUCCGUCAAAAUUCUACCCACGUUUUGGCAUGGAUAAAACAGUCAGCUUCGACGAGCUGGAUGACCACAGUAAGAAUGUUCUGAAGAGCAAAUACAACGAUUACUUUUUUCAUCGUCAGGAGCAACUAUGGCGUGAUAAUGCUCUGAUGACUUUGCCUGCUUUGCUGAAUUCGUCUGAUAUGCUAUGCUGUGGAGAAGAUCUUGGGAUGGUUCCAGCUUGUGUUCAACCAGUCUUAAGCGAACUCGGGCUUCUGGGUCUUAGAAUUCAGCGAAUGCCCAGUGCUCCUGGACAAGAGUUCGGCAAUCCAGCUGAUUAUGAAUACAUGACAGUUUGUGCUCCAUCAUGCCAUGAUUCAUCGACUAUGCGGGCAUGGUGGGAAGAAGAUGAAGGUAGAAGGGAGCGGUUCUUUAGGAAUAUGUUGGGGCUCACAGAUCCCCCACCCGAAACUUGUGAUCCUCAUGUUUCCCAUCUUAUUCUCCAGCAGCACCUGGAAUCUCCAUCAAUGUGGGCAAUAUUUCCCCUACAGGAUCUUAUGGCACUGAAAGAUGAGUAUGCCAAGCGACCAGCCAACGAAGAGACUAUCAAUGACCCCACCAACCCAAGACACUAUUGGCGAUUCAGAGUACAUAUUCCUAUGGAGACACUUUUGUGUGAUGACGAUUUUGUUGGAAUCAUACGUGACCUUGUAGUUAGCAGUGGACGUGCCACUUCCAAGGACUUCGAUCUCAGCAGUUCCUCAAUUGUGCCUGCUGUGAGAGACCAUGAGUUAAAGCAUGUGAACAAGACGGUAUCAGGAAAGAGACUGGAUGAUAACAAAAUUAUUAUUGACAGAACUUACUCAGGUGAAGGUUUGGAUGUCGCAAAGCCUGUAGUCGCAACUAGUUAUUUUAAUACUAUUGUCACAGCAUAAUAUUCUGGGCUGAAAAGGGGGCAUGCGAUCAAUAGGCAUUUCAUUGAAAGAACAGGGUUUAUUAACCCUAUCAAUAAUUUAUCAGUCUAUUAGACUGUACUAGGACCGCAGAGUAGCUAAUCUAAGAUUCUAGGCAUACUGUACUGUAGAACAUUGGAAGGGGGCCAUGGGACCUUAGCCCUUAAGGUUUUCUUUUCUGCCCUGAGCGGUGAUACCGAAUUAUGGGUCCUUACUGUGUACUCAUAUUUAGGUCGGGAAAUUAGGAAUUCGAAGUGAUGGUAGUACCAGUAACAUAGGUAGGACCGAAAAUCGUGUAAUCGAAUUAAUGAUUGUUCGUUGUGACUACGACACUGGCAUGAAAGUUGGUGGACUAAGAAUGCUUGGUUUUCGCAUUUCUGCCUGCACCGUCGAAUAGUAUUCACAGUUUUUUUCAAUAUUUUAAACGUCUUGCAAAAUA